Messenger RNA from Lepisosteus oculatus (spotted gar), 5172 nucleotides. RefSeq names its product NCK adaptor protein 1a (gene nck1a). The record is from RefSeq and is a predicted model, not a curated record. Lineage: Eukaryota; Metazoa; Chordata; Actinopteri; Semionotiformes; Lepisosteidae. Gene Ontology annotation, molecular function: receptor tyrosine kinase binding; signaling adaptor activity; ephrin receptor binding. Gene Ontology annotation, biological process: negative regulation of PERK-mediated unfolded protein response; negative regulation of endoplasmic reticulum stress-induced eIF2 alpha phosphorylation; cell migration.
AGAGACUGCUCAGUACCUUGAUUUCAGUUCUUUUUGACUUCAUGUAAUAUUCAGUUUUGUUCAUGGGUUUCUGGAUAAAAAUGACUAAGAAGAACCUCUUUUUAUUUUUGUGUCUUAACUCGGCAUGACGGUGCUCUUGAUAAUGUCACAAGCUGAUGCUUUGACCCAAGGCUGCAGCUCAGUAGCAGAGUGUGUGGACUUGAGAUAAGGUCAACAUUGAGCAGAAGAACUUUGAAGCUCACAGCUUUGAUGUGGCACAGUGCUGAGGCCGGUCAAAGAUGACGGAAGAGGUGAUUGUCAUCGCCAAGUUUGACUACACUGCACAACAGGACCAGGAACUGGACAUAAAAAAGAAUGAGAGGCUCUGGCUUCUGGACGAUUCCAAAUCUUGGUGGCGAGUACGAAACGCAACAAACAAAACGGGCUUUGUGCCUUCCAACUACGUAGAACGGAAGAAUAACGCAAGGAAAGGUUCCAUCGUGAAGAACCUGAAGGACACUUUAGGAAUCGGCAAGGUGAAGCGGAAAACAAGCAUGAGGGAAGAGGCGUCAAACGCAGACGCGGACUUCUACUCCAGUAACGGCGAGCGGCUGUAUGACCUCAACCUGCCGGCGCUGGUGAAAUUCAGCUACACCGCAGAGAGGGAGGACGAGCUUUCGCUGGUGAAGGGCACCAAGGUCAUUGUCAUGGAAAAGUGCAGCGAUGGCUGGUGGAGGGGGAGCUACAACGGACACGCGGGUUGGUUCCCCUCCAACUACGUGGUGGAAGACUCGGACUGCCAGUCGGCGGACCCCGUGGGAUCGCUGACCGAGAAGCUGGCCGCAGUGGUGCAGACCGCCAACAGCAACCGCGUGCUGCACGUGGUGCAGGCCCUCUACCCCUUCGGCUCCAGCAAUGACGAGGAGCUCAACUUCGAGAAGGGCGAGAUCAUGGACGUCAUCGAGAAGCCGGAGAACGACCCCGAGUGGUGGAAGUGCCGGAAGAGUGACGGGCAGGUGGGGCUGGUACCCAAGAACUACGUCAACGUGCUGCAGAACUCCCAGAGCUGCCCGGGAAGUGCCGGGCCCCCCACACCUGACUGCGACUAUAUCGGGCCGGCUGCCAGCGGGAAGUUUGCAGGAAGACAGUGGUACUACGGGAAAGUCACCAGGCAUCAGGCAGAGGUGGCACUCAAUCAGCGGGGAGAAGAGGGCGAUUUCCUCAUUCGCGACAGUGAGUCUUCGCCAAACGAUUUCUCCAUCUCCCUGAAAGCACAAGGCAAAAACAAGCAUUUCAAGGUACAGCUCAAAGAUGGGCUGUACUGCAUUGGACAGCGCAAAUUCAACUCCAUGGAGGAACUGGUGGAACAUUACAAAAAAGCCCCCAUUUUCACAAGUGAACAAGGAGACAAACUCUACCUUAUUAAGCCUUUAUCCUGAUCUCCAGAGAAUGAAACUGAUUUCUUUUUUCUGUUGUGACCAAUUGGUGGAAAUUAGAAACAAUACAGUGGACUCCCAAGUACCCAGAAAGACUUCCUGGAUGACUAUUGAUUUCAUUGAGUUGUGUUUAGGUCAUAGUAUGUAUUGUAUAUUGACUACAACAUUUAUUUAGCAAUACUUUAGUUUUGUUAAUAUAUAUUCAUAUAAAAGCUUGCCUUUUCCAGUGUGAUUCAUUUAACUCUGGAAUUUUGAAAAGGUGAACACGUGAUUUAUCUCACACCUUACUAUGUUUAUGAGCAAAAGAUCCAGCCUGAGAAAAGUGUUUUACAUUUCAUGGAUUGCAAGUGAGCACAUUAACAUUAAACUAUGGCUUGAUCCCUUCAAUACUUACAUGCACAGUGCAGUUAACAUGUUUUGCUUUGUCUGGGCAACACUUUAGUAAAACGUCAGGCAAAGCAUUGAUUCAGAAAAGUAUAUGAUUUUUUUUAAUCAAAUUUCAAAGUAUAUUAAGCUAAAAUCGAUUUUUUUGGAAAAAGCACCCAAACGCUUUAAUGGCAGACUUUUGUGGUGGGCUGCAUGCUACCAAAUCAACUCUGAAUGUUUGGUAUUAAAAGUUGGCUUCUAAAAGCGUUGCAUGGAACUUUAUUGAAAUAAGGUGUAUGUGUUUUGGGGGAUCUUUAAGAGCAGGUGAAAAUGGAAAUGAUCAUGUUACAUUAACAUACUGCCUUCCCUGUUUGCAGUGAAUCGUGUGGCCAGGCCAGGGUGUUUCGAGGAGAAGUGUGUCUCUUGCUAGAAGGUCUUACUAGAAUGGGUACCUACUGUAUCAAAGAUCUUGCCUGACUUUUUGUAAACGUCCCACAUGUCUAUCACUUCAGAUGAAUAGAACUGUCUCAUUGCAUAAGAUGUUUCUCAUGAAAGGGAAAAUGAAAGGCUUACUAUUCAACUGUGCCAGGUCGCCUGCUUGCAGGGAGUGCUCUGUAUUCCAAAGUGGUGCUGCAUCACGAUACCAAACGUUGGGCUAAAUUUGUAGAUGCCGGAAAACCACCUUCACAUCAGUAAUUAAAAAAGAGUAGUGUAAACAUAAUGUGAGUUAAGCUAAUAAGCACAGUGUUUUAAGUGACGUUUUGGGUCCAAUAAGUUACAAAAUUGUCUUAAGAUUUGAACUUUUAUUUGCAACAACUUUUGUUUUCAUGAGCCCUUAAAUUAAGCAAGAUUGGGUUUUUUUUUAACCAUUUGUACGAUGUUCACUUUUCCACGUUUUGAAGUUUUUUUGUGUGUGAUGCUCAUUGCAUUUCUGAGUCUUUGCAGAGUUCUAGUUGUUCAUGGGUGACUCCUGAACUGAUGUGUGUUGGGCCAUACAUUUAUUUAUAUACAAGAACAUAGAAGCUUCGGUUCCUAUUGCUUAAUAUAUUUUGAAUAUAGGGCCCUUUGUCUUGGAGAAACUCUGUAAAAGUGCAGAAAUGAGAUGAUCAGUCAUUUCUUAAAGACCCUGUUUAUGGAAUCCAAAAUUAGAAUUUAUAGAGCUUCUAAAAUGUGUUGGCUUCUUCAAGCAGCUGCAUGGAGAAGAACUGAAAUGUAAAUCCAAAAAAUUUGAUACCAAUAACUAAAUGGAGCCAUGGGGAAGACCUCUGCAGUACGUGGCACUUCAUCAGUGUGGUUUGAUCACCAUUUUAGUCAAUAACCUACAUGCAUUUUCUUGUGGAAGCCUGUAACGUUUAGCCCAUCUAUAUGGUGUUCUCCAGUAACCUGUAUGAACUUUCAUUGCAUCAUCGUGCAGUUGUUUGAAUCAGCCUACCAGAUUGGACCUUAGUUGCUUGUUUUUUCCUUUUACAUUGUGACAUUUCUGUGCAAAUGUGCUGUUCUUGGUUUGUCUAGUAAUGCAUUACCAGCAGGAAACUUUAAUUUUUACAGCAGCACUGCUUUCCUUUCUAAUGGAAAGAGCUGUCUUGUGCCAAAGUUCCAGAGUGGAACGGAAGAUCAGUGGUUACGCUUCUGAUGAAUAAGAGUGAGAGUGGUUAGUGAAGGGUGGACGAAGCUGAAACAAGACUGUAUUACGCAGAUGUAUGCAAGGGAUUGUCAAAAAAGGAGGAGUAAGUGUUUGUAUCCUUAGAUUGCCAUGGAGUUCUUCCACUCUUGGACCUAAAUGAUUAGUCUAAUUAAGAAUUAGCUCAUUGUUUUCAUGUAUAAAUGUUUGAUUUGAACCAUGGUUGUGAGUGAUGUCAAGUAAAGCGUAGCUUCAAAAGAUUGUGAUGUCUGUUCUGUGUGCUUGCUCACUAUAAGUGAAUUCAGAUUACAUUUUCUUUGAUUGCCUAUCAGUGUCCUUAGAAGAUAUGUUCCUCUUGAUAGUCUUGUGCUUCUAAAGCUCUUGGCCUGAAAAGCUAUACACAGUCUUCCUGAUCUCUUUUUUUUGUUUGUUUAAUUUGUUUGUAUUAUUGAGAUUCAUCAAUUUUGCCAUUAGUACUGAAGUUCUGGUAUCUGGGCUUGAAGUGUACCUUUUGUACAGUCAUCAUGCUCAAGAUUAUUGUAAAGUAUGUCCUUAGGAACCAUGCAUUCCAGCAAAUUGCUCUGAAUUCCAAGUGUUUCUACACCAAAAAAAGCACAGUUGAAGCCAGGUUUGGAGAACCUGACAACUGUUCUUUGUAUGGAAAAAAAUUCGAAGUAAAGAUUCAAAGAUUGAGUAAGGGACCAAGAAUCUGUAAAGCUGAGGAGUCCAGAAUGCCAGAUGAGUACUGAAUAAACGAGCAGGUAGAUGGGCAUGUUUAGGCAAGGAGAACACAAGAAAGAAAGACUGCAGGAUCUCUGUGGUGUUUAUAGUUCAUUGUGAACAACAAACAAGAAAAGAGUCAUUUUGUCCUUCACCCAGGGAAGUAGGCAUGAAUUCUUUCAAAUAAGUUUGAAGUGGAGAUGGUAACAAUGCCGACUGAGGAUUUAAUGGUCGGGGAGGGAUUGAGAGUAUUUGUAAAACGGAAUUUGGCUGGAAUCUUAAUUGUACAAAUUAUGCUUAUGCCAAAAAAAGUUUAUUUUUUAAUCGAACAGUUGAGGCAAGACACUGAGAUUGACUAGGCCAUUUUUGAUAUGUGCCUUAGCUGCUGUCUAAACCAAAGCUUGGCUGCCGGAAUGAUGCAUGCUCUUAUUUUGAUGUGUCCUGCUGGUUGACCAUGCCUUCGUAUUUUUAAAUGUUGAUCUUCAUUCAUAGCGGAAAAUGAGUAAUGCAUCCUUAAAUAAUACAUUACCCUUGUUUUAAAGGCAGUUAUGUUUUAUCCAAGUAUUUUGAAGAGUUAACACUUUAUUUUUCAAAGCUUGAUUUGUGUUUUAAAACUAGAAUCAAGUUGACCUCAAUUUGCUGUAGUUCUUUCAAGACUGUGUCUAGAUAAUGUAACGUGACAUAGGAGUGAUAUAAAGGUCUUGACUAUUUCAAUAUUCUAGAAUUUGGUCUACACAGUAUUAGAUUAUUGUCGCUAGCAUGGAAACAAUUGCCAAUGAUUUCAUAUGAAGUUUCUGCACACCAGAACAUGGUUUAUGCCAUUAUCCAUCAAAUAUUGUUUCCCAAAGUAAAUUAUCUAAUUGCGAACUUGUCUGUACUGGAUUUGUUUGAAAUUGCAGAGCACUCUUUGUGAACAAUAGAAAGGAAUAGGCUAUACUGUGAAAAUUAUUGUACUCUUCAUUUUGUUUGUGGAGGGGAAUCGGCUUCAAGUGACAUUUUUAAGAAAAUUAUUAGGCUGUAAAAAAAGUAAUAAAAUUGUUAACUACAGUA